GGCUGUUGUUGGGACACGUGACUUGGGCUGUGUUUUGACAGGGCAAACAGCGGAGAAAGCCCGAGUGUGAGGGGAGACUUGGAGAGAGCCGAGCGAAAGCUGAGCGUGCGAGAGCUUGUGGGGGUUGGGGGAGUUAGACAAGAAAAACGAGGCGGGCGGACCCCGACUGGGUCCAAAGAGUGACCUAGCCUGACCUAUUGAACCGGAGGGCCAGGGCAGGGGAGGAGAACUCGGGAGCCUGAGGCGAGGUGCCGGGGAUGGAGGAAGAGGAAACAGGCAGGAAGGAGGAGUGAAGAGGGGAGGAGAGAAGAAAGAGGAGGCGCAGGGGGGCGGGUGAGAUUAAGGGAAACCGAGGAGCCGAGGGCUCGUCAGUCUCUGGCCCCCACUGUCCCUAGAGGCAGCCGCGGGGGCCUCCUCCUGACUUUGCUGUGGGCCCCUGCUCCAUUUGGAGUCAGCCUUCGGUUUAAAGCGAGUGAGCGUGAGCGAGGCGGGGACAAGGGGGAGGUGGGAUGUAACCCGCUGGGCUCCAGGCGCAGAGGCGGAGAGUCCGUCUGUCCGUCUGUCCUUCAGUCCGUCAGUCAGCAGAGGUCGAAGAGGGGGUAGGGAGGAAAAGAGGCAGCGGGCAGCUGGAGCAGAGCGCCAUGAGAGCCGCUCUCCUGGAGCGGCAGCGGGGGCCAGCGCUGCGCUCAGUGACUGGGAGCUGAAGGGAAGCUGGGGAGUGAGGCCUGAGGUGGGGGUCUGAGUGGUCAGGCAAGAGCCAUCCCCCACACCUCACCCCACCCCGAGAACCGGGGUGUGGAGCGAGCGCCCGGUUGUAGGCACCGGGACCUAAAUGAACCUCUGAAAUCUGAUUUCCGACCAGUGACGGGAGGGGGACCGACUGGACAGAGGGGAAAGAGAGUUGGCCGGAGGUCCACUCGGGCCGGGAGGAGUUUGUUUAGUGAGCUGGGGGGGAGGCGGGGUUGAGAGAAAGUCGAGGAUGGCCCUUUCAGAUCCUCUCAUUGUGUGAAGUAGACUGUGGUUGGCUGGGGGAGGGGGACUGUGGAAGGAAAGGUUGUUCUAGACUGGGGUUACACAAGUGAGGGGGAGAGUGUGUGUGUAUAUUGGAGAGCUGUUUGUAAGCGGGGGUUGGAGGGCUUGAAGGGGGUUUCCCUUCUGGGAAACAGGUAGAAGACUUGAUUCCAGCCAUUCCCAGAGGUUUCGGCUCCGGCCAGCGUCGUUUUCCAAGGGUUUUAAAAUCUAAUUAGGAGCUGCUGUAUCGAUCCUGUUGAAGAAGGAACCCACAAGAGUAUCUUAUCUAGAAUCCUGACUGAGAAUUGAAGGGAAAAUGAAGCCAGACCGAGAUACACUAGAUGAAUACUUUGAAUAUGAUGCAGAGGAAUUCUUGGUCUCUCUGGCCUUGUUAAUUACAGAAGGCCGAACACCUGAAUGUUCUGUAAAAGGUCGAACGGAAAGCUUUCAUUGCCCUCCAACUCAGUCAAGUUAUCCAGUAACAGCAAAACAUGAAUGCAGUGAUAAACUGGCCCAGUGUCGUCAAGCCAGACGAACCAGAUCUGAGGUUAUGUUGCUUUGGAAAAACAAUCUUCCAGUUAUGGUAGAAGUGAUGCUACUUCCAGACUGCUGCUAUAGUGAUGAUGGGCCUAACACAGAGGGAAAUGAUUUAAAUGAUCCUGCAAUUAAACAAGAUGCAUUAUUGUUAGAAAGGUGGAUCUUGGAACCCGUUCCUCGACAAAAUGGAGAUCGAUUUAUUGAAGAAAAGACCCUUCUAUUGGCUGUGCGUUCUUAUGUCUUUUUUUCUCAGUUAAGUGCUUGGCUGAGUGUUUCCCAUGGUGCUAUUCCACGAAAUAUUCUUUACAGAAUCAGUGCUGCUGAUGUUGACCUACAGUGGAAUUUUUCCCAGACUCCCACUGAGCAUGUAUUUCCUGUUCCCAAUGUUUCUCACAAUGUGGCCUUGAAAGUCAGUGUUCAGUCCUUGCCUAGACAAUCUAGUUAUCCAGUCUUGACCUGUAGUAUUCACACUAACAUUGACUUUUAUGAAAAAAGAAUUCAAGAACAUGAACUGAAAACCCAUCAACGUUAUAAUUCCAAGGAAGUAGAGCAGUGCAAUAUGCGCAGUUCACAUCUGUGUAGCAAACAGACUUGGACUUUAGUACCUGAAGGUUUGUUACGUGCAAAAAAAUCCAUAACUCCAGAAUUUAACACAACUAUCAAAAAUGUCAAACCUUGUUCAGGUGUUGGUCAUGAUUCUGACCGUGGGACAUCUCAAUCAAGUGUGCAGUGCUUUAAUGCUACAGGAGAUGCAAAAUCAUUUGAAACAUCAGUGAAAACUUUAAAAUCUUUGUCCUGGGGUGAUCCCAAUGUUUCUAGUAGCCAUAGUUCUCGGCAGCCUACAGGAGAAACCAAUCCUUUAAUAGGCUCUUUAAUUCAGGAUCGACAAGAAGUCAUUGCAAGGAUUGCUCAACAUUUGAUUGAUUGUGAUCCAACUUCUUCACGUGUUUCUGGGAGUCCAUUCAACAUGCAAGAUUCUAGUUCAAAAAUUUUCCGGAAUUCAUAUGAAAAUGAAAAUUUAUUAAAGAAAAAUAAGGAAAACAGCUCAGUUUCCUUUGUUAGCCCAGAAUAUACAUCCUCAGAAAACAAUGGUGAAGGAAAAAUAAAGUUAAAACCAGAAAACUUUCACUGUGAUUCUUAUGUUUCCAGUAAUGUUUAUUCUCACCAAUCUAUUGGUGAGACUAAUCCUUUGAUAGGCUCUCUACUUCAAGAACGCCAAGAAAUUAUUGCAAGGAUUGCCCAGCACUUGAUUCAUUGCGACCCUUCUGCAUCACAUAUCCCCAGGCAUUCAUUCAACAUGAAUGACUCCAAUUCUGUUCAUUCAAAAGUUUUUCGGAGUUCAUAUGAAGACAAAACUUCAUUAAAGAAAAGCAAGGAAAACUCUAUUUCCUUCUCUAAUAAAGAUUUGUCCUUGUCCGGAGACAAUAAUGAAAGCAAAAGUAUAAUAAUUACUGAUAAAUCUUUUAGUUCUUUUAAAUGUAAUGAAUUAAAGACACCUUUAAAAACUCAAACCAGAAGAAAUGCACAUCAGGAAAAUCCUAGUGAAACUAUCCAAAGUACAUUUCAACAAACACAAAAUAGAUCUUCAAAUUUGUUGUCUUGUUUAAAUAUGUCAUAUAGCAAAGAAAUUAAACUAGAAUCACCAAGCCAAUCAGAAAACAUACUUUCCAGAUGUCAGUUUAAAGAUCACAAAAUUAGUAGUGGAGUUGAUAAACAAUAUUUAAAUUCUAGCAAUUUUGAUGAACAGAUAUGCAAAAAUAAACAUAAGGAAAGAACAGUAAAAAGUGAGACUAGCAAUCCAGAUUUUUUUCACAACCACCAAUUAGAUGAUUCAAAGACACUUGACAGUUCAGUGAAAUCUCUUGUGUUGUCAGCAGCUGAUCAUCUGCAUAAACAUGAGUUCAGGUGCCCAAACAAAGACCCUAAAACAUCGAAGGCUUGUGAGCCAAAUACUCAACUUGUUAGCAUAGAAAACUGUCAGAAAAAGGACACUGAGACAUUCAAAUGUUGUAAAAGUAAGUUAGAGCAAUUCAAAACGGAACAGGAUGAGAAUGAGGACCCAGCAGAUGAAGAAUCUCAAAAAUGUUUUCAGAGAAAAAUUAGAGAAGACUGUUCCUCUAGGUGUGAACGACUGAAAAAUACAGAGGUGCUGAGAACUAUAUCAGUGAAGCAUUCAAGUGUUUGGCAGAAACAUAAUUUUCAUUCAUUAGAUGGAACCUCAACCAAAGCCUUUCAUCCUCAAACUGGAUUGCCUCUUCUUUCAAGUCCUGUUCCACAAAGGAAAACACAAUCAGGCUGCUUUGAUCUGGAUACUUCUUUAUUGCAUUUGAAAAAUUUGUCAUCCAGAAGUCCACAACAGUGUUUAAAUAUUGAAGAUGAUUCAGAUAUCCAUGGAAAACCAUUUUUGAGUUCUAGUGCUCCACCCAUAACCAGUCUCAGUCUUCUAGGAAAUUUUGAGGAAUCUGUCUUGAACUAUCGCUUAGAUCCUCUAGGCAUUGUUGAUGGUUUUACAGCUGAAGUGGGGGCAAGUGGAAUUUUCUGCCCUACUCAUAUGACCCUUCCUGUUGAAGUGUCAUUCUACAGUGUUUCAGACGAUAAUGCCCCUUCUCCUUAUAUGGGUGUGAUUACUUUAGAGUCCCUUGGUAAAAGGGGUUAUCGAGUACCUCCUUCAGGAACAAUACAAGUGACCUUAUUUAAUCCUAACAAGACUGUGGUGAAGAUGUUUGUUGUGAUAUAUGACUUGCGAGAUAUGCCAGCCAAUCAUCAGACAUUCCUACGACAAAGAACUUUUUCUGUACCUGCAAAAAAAGAAAUGAAGAGAAGUGUUAAUAAAGAGAACAUUCGACAUAAUGAAGAAAAGUUACUACGCUACCUCAUACAUCUGAGGUAGCAAUGUGAAAGGUUUUGGCCAAAACCAGAUCCUCUGAGGAAAAUCUUAUUAACAAUGAAGAGUACCGUACAUCAAGAUCAAAGAAAAACAUCGAGUUUUUCUCUCCUAUCAAAUAUGGCACAAAGCUGAAAUCUGAAACAAAGGAUUCUCCAGGGAUCAAAACUUCCUAGUAGGUAACAGCACAGUCAUGUACUAAAGACAUUAUCAAAACUCCAGGAAUGACCUAGAAGAUUGAUCAGAAUUCAGUCCCAUGUUCUGUGAGGCCACUUUAAAAGACAUAAAACAUAACUGCACAAUGAAACAGGUCAGUGCUAACUCACUUGGAACUCCUUCAAGGACUGAGAUCUAGGACUCAGGGUCUGAAAGUGAAAUCCUACAGAUAGUCUGGUAGAGAACUAAAGCCCUCCUAGGAGACUAGAAGUUUUUGAGCCAGGCUACCCCAGGAUCUGAAGCCAUGGUUGUCUGGUAGGUAAUUACAAAAAGAAAUAAGACAAGUGCAACUCACAGUCAAGGGAGGACCCAGAAGGUAGUAAGAACCUGCCAACUACUAUGGGAGGUAGAACUUGUAUCUAGCUCCUGGUUCCAUGCCUAGACUGUAAUUGCAGUUUAGGGCUUUAGAAGAAGGAGGGGGUCUAUCCCCCAGGCAAACUCCCACUAAAGAAUUUAAAAAACAUCUCUUUCAAUAUUUUCAACAGAUAAAGGACCUAGACCCAGUACAUCAUCCUGCUUCAGAGACAUGACUUUGGUCUAGUCACUCUAUCCACCAAGGCAGGAAAUAAUAGAGCUUGGCUGUGGCACAAAAUCUAAACUAAAGACUAGAAACUGUAAACAUGACAAGUAGGAAAACUUCAAAUAAAUAAAAUUUUAAAAGAAAGAAUCUCAAGAUGAAAUCUUUGAAGGUAGUUAUUGAACAAUUAUAAGCUGAGCCUCAGGAAAAAUGGAUGGGCUAUAAGGACUUCAACAGUAGAUGGAAGAAAUUCAGGAAGAGUUGAAACAAGACUUUUAAGAUUAUCCUCUUUUCAAGUAAUCUAAUUUUAUUUUAAAACAGUUUUAAAGCAAAAAGCAAACAACCUGAGCUAAGUAGUCAAUAGUCAAUAAAAUAAAAAAGAAACAUAACUCAGUGAUUUAAUGAGACAACAAGAAAUAUUAGAACAAAUUCAAAAGACUCAAAAAUUAGAAUAACAAGGAGAUAGCUAUUUUUAAAAAGAACUGACUGAAAACAAGAUUGGAAUCCCUGCAAAUUAUAGUUGUCAGACAACAAUAAAUUCCCCUUCAUACUGAUUUCAAGAAACCAUGUAAGAAAACUGCCCAGAACUGUUAGAGCCAGAGAGCAAAUUCACUACUUAAAAUAAACCAUUCAGAAAUAGCAUAAGCUAAAUUCUGGAUUUUCAAGUUAAAGAAAAAGCAUCCAGGAACAAAGUAGUCAAAUACCAAUGAACUAUAAUCAGAAUUGCACAAAGUUUAUUAACUACAAAAAAAGAAAAAGAAAAGACAGAAAAAAACAAGAGAAUUAAUUCACAAUAACCUUCUGAAAAAGAGUUCCACAAGAGGGAGAAAUUGACCUUGAUCUUUACUAAAAUUGAAUUUCCUAGCAAUUUUGAUUGAGAAUCUAGGAAUUAGAUGUAAUUUUUUUCAAGAGAACAAACCUAGUAGAAUAACUGUUGCAAGGCUCACUUUUGAUCCCAGUUUAAAUUCUCCUUGAAAAAAUGGGCUUCUAAUUUGGAACUAAGCCCAAAGAGCUAUCAAACUGUGUAUACACCUUGAUCCAACAGUGCCUAUACUGUGCCUGUAUCCCAAAGAGAUCAUGAAAAAGACCCACAUGUGCAAAAAUGUUUGUAGCAGCUCUUUUUGUAGUAGCAAGAAACUUGAAACUGAGGGGAUUCCCAUCAGCUGGAGAAGGGCUGAAUAAGUCAUGAUAUUUGAAUGUGAUGAAAUACUGUUCUAUAAGAAAUGAUCAGCAACAUGAUUUUACAAAGGUCUGGAGAGACUUACAUGAACUGAUGCUAAGUAAAGCGAGUAGAACCAAGAGAACGUGGUACACAGCGACAAGAUUAUACAAUGAUCAAUUCUGAUGGACACGGUUCUUUUUAACAACAAGAUGAUUUAAGCCAAUUCCACUAGGCUGCAUGCAGAGGCUAUGGAGAAUGAAUGUGGAUCACAACAUAGGAUUUUUACUUUUUUUGUUGGGGUUUUACUUCCUUUUUGUUAAUUUUUUUUUCCUUUUUUGACCUGAUUUUUCUUGUAGAGCAUGAAAAUUGUGGAAAUAUGUAUAGAAGAAUUAUAUAUGUUUAACAACAUAUAUUGGAUUACUUUUGUCUAGAGGAGGGAUGGGGAAAAGGGAGAAAAUUUUGGAACAGAAGGUUUUAUAAGGGUGAAUGUUGAAAAUUAUCCUUGCAUAUAUUUUGAAAAUAAAAAAUUAUUAUUAAAAAAACUAAAA
Molecule: messenger RNA, 6875 nt
Organism: Antechinus flavipes (yellow-footed antechinus)
Lineage: Eukaryota; Metazoa; Chordata; Mammalia; Dasyuromorphia; Dasyuridae
Gene: ATOSA
Product: atos homolog A
Exons: 13
Coding region: 1328-4438 (1036 amino acids)
Source: RefSeq, a predicted model, not a curated record